Messenger RNA from Orbilia oligospora ATCC 24927, 3093 nucleotides. RefSeq lists its product as uncharacterized. The transcript has 2 exons. Bases 1 to 3093 code for a protein of 1030 amino acids. Lineage: Eukaryota; Fungi; Ascomycota; Orbiliomycetes; Orbiliales; Orbiliaceae. The record is from RefSeq and is a predicted model, not a curated record.
AUGGUUGCUCCGAACAGCCAGGUUAUUACUGUCCGAUCUGACUUCUCGACUGUGGAGUUGAAGGAAGAUAUAAUGAUAGAAAGCUUCAAGCUUAAAGACUCUAAGCCAGCAGUUACCAUAAUAUCAGUUGCAGAAUUACCCUCAUCCACCUCGAGUAGUCCCUCAAAUACCCCGAGAAUAUAUCCCCAACUCUGCCCUCCUAAAAUUGCUAUCAGCAAUCCAGUAAAUCUCCAAAGUAUCUUUGGAUCCUCUCAAGUUCAAUGGAUCGAUGAUCCCGUCAUAACAUCCUGGCGCAACCCCAGCCACAAAAUAUACAAUACCCUUGCCUCCGCAAACGAACUACUCGAAAAAUGGACUUCAAUCGCACCACAUACUCCAUUCUCCCCUCUUUCAGACCCACUAUGGCUAGAAACAGGGCGUAUUCUCAAAGACGUUGGUCUUCCGUGGCAUAAUAAUCAAGUCGGAAUGUCGGACGACUUGGAUUCUAGUUGGCCUUUUCAUUUUAAGUCUUAUGAGAGGGAUACAUUACGUGCGAAGGGGUCUAGGGUCGGAGACCCUAAUGCUUCUGGAUAUAUUUGUCACCCAAGUGAGGCGAACUGUUAUUGUAUAAGAGCCCUGCAGCAGGAAUUGAGAGAACAGUAUCCGAAGUCACAGCCGUUGGUGGUGUACGAUAAGUUCGACCAGGGGAUAUUACACUGCGUCGAGACAUUUUUUGGACUUCAAUCACAUCAGAUUAAUUUAUCUGAUCGAAUUGAAGAUAUUGUUGACAAUCUUCGGGAGGCUACUGAUGGAACCCACCGUCCAGUUAUCUUCAUAGCGAAUUUGGCGACUGUGGAUGGGAAAUACGACAAUAUAAAUGUGAUUUCUGAGAUAUCAAAACAUAUACCAAUGCUAUUACAUCUUGAUAUGACGCAAAAUUUCGACUACAUCACAACAUUACCUCAACAUGAUCGGAAGCUCCUCGGAAUCGAUCGCAUAAACCUGGGAAGUAAAUCCCUAAACCAACCCCUCAGACUCCGUGAUGGGUCUAUCACCGCCUGUACAAUUGUCGCUGGUGGUACGAAUCAUACAGAUCCACCUCUCGCUCUCGCUCUAAAACCUACUUCGCUUGGGGGUACAGAUUUCGUCAGAGUUUCUUACGUUAGAGGUCGGGACCAAACUCUUGCGGGCUCUCGAGACUCUAUUGGACCUCUCUGGUUUUCAUUACAAGAGGUCAGGUUUGGCGAGAAAGGGUUCCGAGAAAUUUACGAACGGUGUAGAGAAAUGAGAGAAAAUUUAAUGCAGGCUCUAAACGCUUACGGAAUCUCUAUCAUACGACUUCCGUAUUCACUGGAUAUCAUUAUUCGAAAUUGUUCAAAAGAACAAGCUGACAAAUUGCUUUCGCUUGGUGCUGUAUUGACGCAUACAGGUAUUCUCCUGGCUAUUCAACCAUCCGUCACAUCGGAAGACCUUGAACAAGUUGUCGAGAUCAUGUCUUCACACACUAUUCGAACACACAGCAUUAACCCCACAUAUAUCGACUUCCCAUCUCUCUACCAAAUCCCCCAGAGCGUGACCAGAGAUCUAUCCUCAACAGUCGAAUCCUGGAAAAUAUUGACAAGGUCUUCUUCCGGAUAUCCUCUCUAUAUGGGAUCUCUCUCAGCUCUCGGGCCGGUGAUCGGACAGUUUCUCGGGGUCGAUAUCCCCGCCGACUGGUUAAAUACACAGAAAAAAGCAUUGCUAGUGUCUAGAAUGCAAUCAUUCGGACUUCUUACACCCAAAGAUAGGGCCAACUUUGGAGCAGCCUUUACCAACGGGAGCACGAUGGGGAACAGAAUGGGCCUCCAAACCGCACUUAAGAGAUUACCAAAAGCUACAAUAUAUUUCUCGACAGAAACACACUAUAGUGUCAUUAAAACAAUGCGAGAUUGCGAUAUCAUAACACGCCGCUGGUUAGACAGAAAAUCAAAGUUCUCUCAGGUCCCCUGCAACAAGGACGGUAGCAUAUCUAUAGAUUUGCUGGUACAAAGAGCAUUGGUCGAUAAGCAAGAAGCUUUGGAAAUUGGAGAGGAAUAUCAAAUGAUUUUGCUCGCAAAUAUCGGCACAACUUUUGUGGGUGCUCGCGACGGUCUUAAGGAGAUAUACCGCAAGCUUCGGGAAGUCGGUAUUCGAAUUUCGCAUUUACACGCCGAUGGCGCAUUCGAUUUUGGGUACAGCACCUCUGGCAUCAAAUUAGGAUCUCCAGGAGCAGUAGGGCCGGAUGGAAUGCCUAUGGUCCAAGGAAUUACCCUGAGCAAUCACAAAGCUAUGGGAAGCAUUGUCUCUGGCGAAGUUAUUUCCUACAGCCCUGGAAACGAACUUUCUGCAUUAGAGUGGACCGUCGACCCCCGAAUUAUUUUCGAAAGAUGGGUUUACUCCCAAGCUUAUCCUCCCGCUGAGUGCGAGGCUCUACUGCGAUACUGUCAAGACAACGCCUCCCGCCUAGAGCUGUCGUUGAGAAGGAUCGGAGUCGUAACGAAACGUAACCCCGGAUCAAUGAUCGUCGUCUUAGAGAAACCACCAGCCUGGAUUAUCGAAGAGUUCGCCUUAAGACCUGAAGGGGACUGGGUCCACUUCAUCACGGUGCCAGACAUAUCACCAGAGACCAUUGAUCUCUUCGUUGACAGAAUACAACAAUUCAAGAGCAACUGCCUCGCAGCAUUUUCUUACAUCACCCCAUCUAUUAACAUAAUAAUGAAUAGUCGAAUAGAAGCCCGGUGUAUCCAAAGUCGGGAUCCACUAGCCAAGCAGGUCGUGGAAUUGGCGAAGGGUGCUGCGCCUUUGGCCCCUGGUGGAAAUUAUGACAGCUUGGAAUCUAUGGUGAUACCGUCUAUGCGUAGUGCCUUGUCGAUUGCAAUGCUUAACACCGUCGGGCAAGAACUCGAGGCUGUUUUGUUGAUAGAGUCAUUCCGUGACCAAACUAUGAAAGCGGGCGCUCUAUUGAUUAAAUCAUAUCAUGCCGAGCGUGCCGAGGCGAUUGUCGCCGUGGCAAAGAUUCUUUCUGGAUUUAUGGCAAAACAUACGGGAGCUAGACUCAUCAGUGAUGGAUCUAGCUAUGCUUGUUAUCUGAUAUAG